AAUAAUAACAAUCACAAAAUUCCAAUUACAAUCACUUCCAACUCACCAACUACACCUACUACACUAAUAUCUACUAAUACACCUGCUACACCUACUGCUACACCUGCUACAUUUACUGCUAUACCUACUACACUAAUAUCUACUGCUAUGCCUAUUACACUAAUAUCUACUAAUACACCUGUUAUACCUACUAUGUUAAUAUCUACUACUACACCUGCUACACCAUUAGAAGAUGAAGAUGAAAGAGAUUCAGUGUUAUUAGAUGAUGAUUUAGUAAUAGUUGAGGAAUUACAGGGACCAUGGGCUUCAUGUGAAUACACAGUUUUAUUAGAUUUAUGUUUAGAAAAAAUUUAA
This is a messenger RNA of Entrophospora candida, 354 nucleotides long. Lineage: Eukaryota; Fungi; Glomeromycota; Glomeromycetes; Entrophosporales; Entrophosporaceae. The record is from the annotation of a GenBank genome assembly.